Molecule: messenger RNA, 2469 nt
Organism: Cimex lectularius (bed bug)
Lineage: Eukaryota; Metazoa; Arthropoda; Insecta; Hemiptera; Cimicidae
Product: TWiK family of potassium channels protein 7-like
Exons: 10
Coding region: 1319-2443 (374 amino acids)
Biological process (GO): stabilization of membrane potential; potassium ion transmembrane transport
Cellular component (GO): membrane
Molecular function (GO): potassium ion leak channel activity
Source: RefSeq, a predicted model, not a curated record
UGGGAGGUGGACUGUGAGAAGUGACAAGCUCAACUUGUAUUUGUGUGUAUGUACGUACAUGUGCAGAUUUAAACUGACAUAAAUCAGUAAUAAGUGAUCAGCUAAUCGAUCGUUAAAAAACUAGGGUUUCUAAUUCGAUAAAAAUAUAAUAGAAUUUUAAUUAACUAAAGACAUUGAUAUAGGAAAUACAAAUAUAUCGAUUUUUUAACUUUGGUGUUAUUUUGUUGAUUUAACUGUGGACGAGUACCAUAAAUUUCGUACCAACAGAACUCUACGAUGUAUUACUGAUGGCGAAAUAAUGGGUCCAAAGUCCUUUCCAAUCUCGGGGAAACAAACACAUUCUUUCAGAUGGACUACUUAAAAUGAAAUAAGUGUAGUCAGCGAAUAGAAGAAACUCAGUACCAGGUAAAGCAAGGUGAAUAUCAUUAAUAAAGAGGAGAAAGAGAAAAGGACCAAGAUGGGAGCCUUGUGGACACCAGAUAAAACAGAAAAGCGAAGAAAUCUAAAAGAUUCAAUUUAACUAUUUGGGUGUAUUCAGAUAAAUAACUGUGCAGCCAAAGCUGUAGAUUUCCAGAUAUUUCAUUCGCUUCUAGCUUCUUAAUGUUAUGAUGUAUGUUAAUGUAAGUAUGUUACGAUCAAUUUUUUCGAAGGCCUUGGAAAAAUCUACAUAUACAGAAUCAACCUGACAAUCAUAGGCUAUAGCAUCCAAAAUAUUAUGCUAAAAGUUCCUCAUUGAGAGUGGCAAACUCACUGCUACAGUUAGAGAAAGCUACACUCAGAGGAGUGAUAAGACUACUGGUCACUGGCAUUUGAGAAAACAUCUACAUAACAUGGCUGUGGGGGUCUACAUUGUAAAUAGCGCCCCUAUGUUGGUAUAGCAGAGCAACUGUCAAAAUAACACACAGACCAACUAAUGAAGUUGACAUGUUGCAUGAUACAGCCAAAACCAUAUAAAAUCAGCCAACCAGGAUGACACAAUCAUGCUAUUUAUUACAAUUACCCCCUCUGAAUUUCAAAGAGCAUUCAAGAAACUAUGAAAGGGUAAAACAACCUUUAGCUUUUAUAUCACACAGGAGGGCUUAAGGUCCAACUACCCAUUGGAUGUCAAAGACAAGGGGUCAAACCAUUUUACAAUUCUUUCUCCACAUUAUACAUACUUAAAAAUCCAUGGCCUGAAGGGAUUCGAACCCAGGACCACUAGCAUGGCAAUACAACUCAGAUGCCCCAACCACUUCACCACUGUGGUCCCCAACAUUUAAUUUAAUUACAUAAGGUGAAAAACAGAGUCGUAAACUCAAGGAAAACUGUGACUGAUGAUAUGUGGAAAAUGACGCAAGAAAUGGAAGUGCUUCGAUAUGACAACUGGACAAUUAAUGCAGAAGCGAGAAUAAGAGACUUUGAAAAAGAGCUGGUAAAAGCUAUAAAAAAAGGUGGAUGGGAUGGAUCAGAAGGACCUGAAGCUCUACAGUGGACAUUUGCUGGAUCUUUAUUUUAUUCAAUAAUUGUAAUUACAACAAUAGGUUAUGGGCACAUUGCUCCGAAAACAAAACUUGGAAAAGUCACCACCAUAUUUUAUGCAAUUGUCGGAAUUCCACUAAUGCUAUUAUGUUUGUCAAACAUUGGCACUAUAAUGGCAAACUCUUUCCGAUUUCUGUAUUGGAAAGUGUUUUGUUACAGUUGCACUAAAAUUGAAAAAAGAAGAAAUAGCGCUAGGAGGAAAUUGUUUAACCGACAAACAAUUAAUGGGGCUUACAGAUUGGGAAAGGAUGAUUUAAUGAAUGUUUAUGAAAUUCAGGAUUUGAACGUUGAUCCUCAAUUUCAACAGCAAAUUCUUCAGAAUGCAGGAGAUGAACAACCAAUACAGUCAAGGCAGUCAGUUAUCAUCAAUAAAUAUGCACUAGAAAAUGAAACUGUAGCAGGAAAACAAGCAAUUGUUGUGGCUACACCUGGGCCGCUUGAGCGAGGUGGAAGUUCAGUUAAAAGGGGCCAAGAUCCAGGAGGACAUAUCACCAGAAUGAAUUCUGCUUCAACAAAAUCAAGUAAAAGCAAAGGAACAAGUGCUUCCGAGUUUGGUGAAGAUGUUCAACCACAAGUUAGGCCAGUUCCUAUAUGGCUCUGUGUUUUCUUAGUCGUGAGUUAUAUCAUAGGUGGUGCAUUUUUAUUUUCCGAUUGGGAAGAUUGGAACUAUGGAGAUUCUGCAUACUUCUGUUUCAUUACGUUAACGACAAUUGGAUUUGGAGACUUUGUUCCGGCACAAAAAGUCAAUAAGAAGAACGGGGAAAUCGGCAUAGCAUUGUGCUCGUUGUAUUUGCUAUUUGGAAUUGCGUUGUUGGCAAUGAGUUUUAAUUUGGUGCAAGAAGAAGUUAUAAACAAUGUUAAAGCAAUAGGAAGACACUUGGGAAUAAUAAAAGAUGAAUCUACAACUGAAUAUUAUGGAGAAUGAAAGGUUUUAUAAUUAUUUUAAAAUAA